Messenger RNA from Daldinia vernicosa, 1861 nucleotides. RefSeq names its product glycosyltransferase family 25 protein. Bases 1 to 1266 code for a protein of 421 amino acids. The transcript has 2 exons. The record is from RefSeq and is a predicted model, not a curated record. NCBI's taxonomy places the organism in Eukaryota, Fungi, Ascomycota, Sordariomycetes, Xylariales, Hypoxylaceae.
AUGCCGCCCUACCGUAGAGCUAUCGCGACCGUUUGCUUUUUUGCCCCUCUCCUCUACAUAUACUGGCGGACAUUCCUGGUCACUGACAAGCCGAGGAGCUUUAGAAGUUGGAACCUGGUCGAGAAAGAGGAUGUGUUUAAUGAUACGCUAGGUUUCUCAAAAAUCUUCGUUAUUAACCUGCCGUCGCGGAAAGAUCGCCGACAUGCUAUGGCUUUAGCAGGUGCCGUCAGCAACCUCACUUUCACUUGGAUUGACGGCGUAUCGGGCAGCCAGGUUUCGGGCCGUGAUGUGCCUCUUCGUAGAGGAAUACACUCGUCAUCCGGGGCGAAAGGGUCCUGGAGGUCGCAUAUGAAUGCGCUUCAAUCAAUUAUAAGGGAGAAUCUAACAAGUGCGCUCAUUUUAGAGGACGAUAUAGACUGGGAUGUACGUCUAAAGUCGCAACUUCGGACUUUCGCUUUGGCCUCGAGGACUUGGUUAAAAGAGUCUAAGUCUGGUAAACAUAGAACUGAGUUGCUCAACUUUGCUCCGUCCUCGAUGCUAGGGAGAAGGGGUAAAGCAGCAAUACACAAUUAUGAAUCAAACACAAUACAACUAUCCCCGGAGGCAGGCACUGAUAAUGGGACUCACCAAACCAUAUACGGGGAUGAUUGGGAUGUUUUAUGGCUGGGCCACUGCGGUGCUGAUUUCCCCCAUAGCCAAUCUCCCAUAUCACCACUGAGAAUCGAAAUCCCGAGGGACAAGACGGUCCCAGCCCCAAAACAUCUCAAGCCCCAUCCAUUUGCCCUAAACGACAAACUCGGCGAACUAUACCCGCCGCAUACCCGCGUCGUCCACGCGUCCAGCGGGAACGUCUGCACCCUAGCCUACGCCGUCAGUCACCAAGGAGCCCGCAAGCUUCUAUCGCAAUUCGAUGACCACUACGAUACCCAAUGGGACUUGAUGCUGCAGAAAUGGUGCGAGGGGAAGUAUACUGUCGAGAACAAAUCUCGUCUGAAUCCAAGGGUAAAAGAUAAUACCGGGGUUGCUCACGAGCGCGGAGAAUCCGCUCCCGUCUGCCUCACGGUACAACCACCCCUAUUCAGCCACCAUUACGCGAAAGGCGGCGCUUCCAAUAUCCAAGGCCAAGGCGGCGGCUACGCGAAGGGAACGGGCACGCCGUAUAUAAGGCUAAGCGUACGGCAGAACAUCGACCGCUUAGUUGCCGGCGCGCGGGAGGAUGAGAUGGUGGACCAGCUACCCGAUGACGGGGACACCAUAUGGGAGUAGAUGAAGUGAAUAUACAUUUCUAUCUACAGUUUAGGCCGAAUCGCCCCGAUAUACCCCACAAAGACAAGGAAAGAAUGUAAGAAGCAAAAAGAAAAAGAAAAAAAAAAACUCUAGAAGAAGAGGAAUAACUCAUAUCUCACGAAAUAUAUAUGCCCACACCUGGAAUCGAACCAGGGAUCUCCGCAUUACUAGUGCGACGCAGUACCAUUGUGCCAUGCGGGCCUCCAAUUUCCCUCUCGCCAUAGCGUCCCCAACGAACGACGCGAAAGAAGCCGCCGCCGGACACGCCUAUAUUUGAAAUCCAUCUACUAUCUAAAUUUACUCUCGCUCUGGCGUCGGACACGAGAGUGGAAAGAAAGAAUGACACCUUACCUUACCUAACUUACCUUAGUACGGUAAGCGCGUGCGAAAUUCUUAUGUAUUACCCUAAGCCAAUUAGCGACUCCCACCAUUUGAGCCUCUCCCCGGGUCUACAUAGAAAGGGCUGGCCAAUAAGAAGGGGGGUUUAGUCGUUGGAUGGCGCGUAUUGUGAAUCUACCUAGGAUAUGCUUGCUUCCGAGAGUUAACUACCUACCUAGGGAUUGUGUUGAAUGGC